AUGGCUAAUAAAACAUGGAAUGACAUGUUUAAUUAUGCUUUAUGCAAUGCAAUGGCUGCUGUAAAAUCUGAUCAUUCCCCUCUUCAUAUUUGCAUGCAAAACCUGGAGUAUGGAAGAGGGAGGAGAAAUAGAGUGUUUAGAUAUGAAGCUGCAUGGGAGCUGAAGGAGGAGUGUGGUGGUAUUGUGAAGGAAGUUUGGAGCAAGGUGGCGGAGGGAACUAUAAAGGCAGGGAUGAUAAGGUCUAAACUUGAACAAUGUAAAAGGGGGUUGAUAUCUUGGAAACAAAAGACUAUACAACAAGACCAAAGGGACAUCUCUCGAGAUUUGGCUAGUAUUAGCCAUUUGCAAGACACUGGUGAUGGAUCCCACAUGGUCCAAAUUGCAGAAACUUCAAAGGAGAGUUGA
Juglans regia (Persian walnut) is the source of this 405-nucleotide messenger RNA. RefSeq lists its product as uncharacterized. The record is from RefSeq and is a predicted model, not a curated record. Bases 1 to 405 code for a protein of 134 amino acids. NCBI's taxonomy places the organism in Eukaryota, Viridiplantae, Streptophyta, Magnoliopsida, Fagales, Juglandaceae. The transcript has a single exon.